This is a messenger RNA of Scleropages formosus (Asian bonytongue), 3063 nucleotides long. RefSeq names its product F-box and leucine-rich repeat protein 13 (gene fbxl13). NCBI's taxonomy places the organism in Eukaryota, Metazoa, Chordata, Actinopteri, Osteoglossiformes, Osteoglossidae. Gene Ontology annotation, molecular function: protein binding. The coding region runs from base 5 to 2236 and encodes 743 amino acids. Gene Ontology annotation, cellular component: SCF ubiquitin ligase complex. Gene Ontology annotation, biological process: SCF-dependent proteasomal ubiquitin-dependent protein catabolic process. The record is from RefSeq and is a predicted model, not a curated record. The transcript has 20 exons.
AAUAAUGACUAUUAUAGAAAAUGGGAUUUAUGACAGGCAACUCCUUUUGACCUCUGGUCAGUCAAAGGCUGUCUCCUCUCUAGCGGGAAACUUCAUGAGUCACAUCUUUGGAACUCCAGAAGACGGCAUGGUGCUGUCACACCUUUAUCAGAAGGCAUAUAUGUGUUAUAUAAAAAAUCUAACCACAAUGUGCUUCAAAGCUUGGACUCAGUUCAUCUUAAGCAGGAGGAAAGCAGCUGCGCUGCUGGCACUGAAGAUGAGCGCAGCCAAAGAGCACCACGAGCAAAAGAUGCUGAGAACCGCCCUUCGCCGGUGGAUGAACUGGGUGCAGGUGCGAAGGUACAUGCUCCAAGAAGCAAUCAAGAAAAUCAGAAGUGUCUACCACGGUAUCCUCUGCAAAAUGGUCUUUCAUGCAUGGCGGUAUGUUGCACAAGACUCACGGGAGACAAAGGAGUACUUUGAGAGGCUGGAGAAGGGGCCGGUGGACAUGAGGAGCAACGACUCCAGCACCCCGCAUUGGCAUGGGAAAGACGGCGUGUCCAUGCUGCCGUGGAAAAUUGCACUGAAGAUCUUUCAGUGUUUGUCCUUCGGAGACCUGGUGAGGUGUAUGCUAGUGUGUCCCACCUGGAGGGCAAUCGCACACACUCCCUGCCUUUGGAGUCAGAUCAACUUCUCAUCUGAGAAGCACCACAUUGCGGAUGGCACGGUGGUUCAGAUUCUGCAGAAGUACCGCCCGUUCGUGGUCCACUUGAACAUGCGUGGCUGCAGCAGCCUCCGUUGGCCUAGCUUCCGCUGCGUUGGCGAAUGCAGGAACCUUCAGGAGCUCAACCUGUCCGAGUGCAGCGGCGCUGACGAUGAAUCUGUGAGAGUGAUCCUGGAAGGCUGCCCUGCCCUGCUCUACCUCAAUUUGUCCCACACACCCAUCACUGACAGCACUUUAAGGAGCCUUUCCAGGUGCUGCGUGAACCUGCAGUGCCUGAGCCUGGCGUGCUGUCGGCGCUUCACGGACAGAGGGUUACGGUACCUGGCCGCGGGUAAAGGCUGCCGCAAGCUGCUCCACCUGGACCUGUCGGGCUGCGCUCAGAUCACGGCGGAGGGCUUCGACCACGUCGCCGCGGGAUGCGACCUUCUCCGACGCGUGGAGCUCAACGACGUGCCCACGCUCUCCGAUCAGUGUGUGACGGCGCUGCUCUCCAAAUGCCGCUCUCUGCACACGGUGUCCCUGCUCGAUACCCCCCGCCUCUCCGACGCUGCGUUUAAGGCCAUCGCCGAAGGGUGCGAGCUCAGGAGGAUCAGGGUGGAAGGUAACGGUCGCAUGACGGACGCCAGCUGGAGCAGCUUCUGUAGGAAGUGUCCCGGUCUGAAGCGCGUUCAUGUGGCCGACUGUCCGCAGCUGUCCGAUGGCUCCCUGAGGUGCUUGGGCUCUCUGAAGGACCUCACCUCCCUCAGCAUUGCGGCCUGCAAGAGGGUGAGCAAUGUGGGGCUGAAGCGCCUGCUCGACGGUCCCUGUGGACCCAGACUCCAGGAGCUGAACCUGUCUCGCUGCUUCCGUGUGAGGGACGUAUCUCUCGUGAGGCUCGCGGAGAGAUGCCUCAAACUGAAGUCGCUGAGCCUGUGUUACUGUGAGCGCUUGACGGACUCGGGGUUCGAGCGGCUGGGGGACCUGUCCUCCCUUGCGUCCCUGGACCUCACCGGGACCAACGUCCAGGACGAGGGUCUGACGGCUCUCGGAAGCCUCUCGUCCCUGAAGCAGCUGAGCCUGUCCGAGUGCCUCGGGAUCACGGACGUGGGAAUACAGAAGUUGUGCAGACUAGCGCCGGGACUCGAGAGCAUGGACGUGUCGCACUGUCUCUCGCUGUCGGACCAAGCGGUCAAGGGCCUGUCCUUCUACUGCCGGGGCCUCGUCGCCUUCAGAAUGCAGGGCUGCCCUGAAAUGACGGACAGGGCCGUUCAGUACCUGACAGCCACGAGUCAGUUCCUGCAUCUGCUGGACGUGAGCGGCUGCGUCCGCCUCACCGACCGCUCGGCCGUGCUCCUGCGCAGGGGCUGCCGCCAGCUGCGCUCCAUCUCCAUGCUCUACUGCCCCAACAUCUCAAAACAUGCGGCCCUUUCGCUGCAGCCCCAUGCCUCGCACUGGGAGCACAGCAGGGACGACGUGCCUCUCUGGUACGGGUACGACAGCCAGGGCCUGUUGCUGCCUCCCAUGAAGCAUCCAAGCCUGCCGGAGGAGGCAUGAGAACACGAGGAAGACGGGGAGGAGGAACCUAUAGGACCAGCAAGCAUGGCAAACCCAUGGGGUGUGUCUCCUCCCCUGGGCACCUGUACCCACAAGAAAGUCACCCCACACACACACACACACACACACACACACACACAGAUUCACAGGCCACACAACUCUAUCCACUCCGCCCACAAACUUCUCCACAGGUACAGAUAGAUCAUUUCUAAGGAAAGCUAAAUUGUAACAUUGUCAUUUAAAGUUCUCAUUUAUUGAUAAGACAACGGAUUGUUUUCAAUAACAAGAUGUUAUUUAAAAACAUAACACGCGUGUCACUUUUUCACACACACAUUCCUCGCAGAAACGUUCAGCCGUCGAGUAAAAUCAAAGACAAAUCACUCCGUUAGGUCAGUUUCCACUGGGAGUCAAAUUCUCAUUUUUUAUGCAAAAAAAAAAAAUAAAUUGGUUCCAAAACAAAAAAAAUUUCAUCUAAAACUAUUUUAAAUAGCAGAAUAAAGAGUGCUUUACACCUGAAAGUGCAUAUGUUACUGGUAACAAAUUAUUUACAGCGUGUCCUUUAAUGACAUAUUUUCACUUGUGCAAGAACGGCUUAUCUAGCGCACGGUCACCGUGGUCUGGAGCGUAUCCAGGAAACACAGGCCGUGGGGCAGGUGCGCCCGGAGGAGGAGCGUGUUCGCGCCCGGUUAGUUAUCGUUACCGAAAAUCCUAAGCGGAAGGAUCCAGGGGUGUAGAAAUACAGUCGCGUUUUCUAUGUGCCUUCAUACUUAGUGGACACAGAACUUCAGUGACGAGAAAUAUACGUGUUGCGUGGACUGCGCUUGGGG